GUCAAGGACGACAUGCUGACGAGGCUGAAAAAGAUGAAUGUGGUGCCAAGUAGUCUGCAGAGUCUGACAAAGGCGGAACCGCUCCUGCUGCCGGAGCCGACUCCUGCUGCCAAGGCCACUGGGGCCAAGAAAGCGAAGACGGCCCCCAUGUACAAGUCCUUCAAGGAGAUGUGGAAUGUGACCCAUGCUCGUUUGAGUUUGGAUCAGAGCAACCUCUACGAAAGUGGAGGGUCGGGGUUCUGGUUGUCCUUCAACCCCAGGGACAACCUUGCUGGCACCGAUGCGACCGACCAGCAGGCCAACGCUCUCUUUCCUGUGCAUCUGGGGUCGUGGUCGCAGUUGCUCCAGGCUAAAGCCCUCUUCGUGGAGAGUCCGCACUACAAGAAUCGCAUCGUCUUUCCGGUCCAGAUGGAUUGCGCUUGUAGGUCAGUGAAUGAUGUAUGCCAGAAUGCCUACCCCGAGAGCUUGAAGCUGCUUGGGAAUCACCUCAUUCUCGCUGCGUGGUGGGCCUGUGCCCACGAUGCUCUGAUUGAGAAUGACGAUGCAAGGUUGGGCAAGCUCUAUGAAGCCAUGCAGACUAUCACUGUGCGGGUCACGUUAUGGGAAUCCAACACCCAUGUGAUGAAGAUCGCACUUGAAUCUGCAGAGCGGGCAAGAGGUCUCGCGGUCGUGGCCGACAACGUGGUCCUGUUCUCUGAUAGGCUUUCAGUCAUUGUUCAGGACGUGGAGGGUGGGACGAACAAGCAGCUUGAGUACGUGAAGAACGCCAAGGUGAUGCACCAGUCGAAGCCCAUUAGCCGCAACCUCCUGGUGGGCGGCUUGGCCAUCUCAAAGAACUUGACCGCGCGGUCGCGGUCGAUUGUCUCCUACCUGGAAUCUCGCUAUGGGCGCAAACUCAUCACGGAGAGCACGACCAAGCUCUAUAGGAUGAUGAACCUUGCGAAGAAACACGCAAACGGUCCAGCUUUUGCUGUGAAGCUGGAUGUGUGUGAUGCCAUGGAGCUCCUUCUGAGCCAACUCGCGGUCGCCCUGGACUCGUCUCAGCUCCAGCCUGAUGACUGCAUCGGCAGUUUCCUCACAGGGGAAGAGGGCACUGGCGGCAAGGAGGACCAGGCCUGCUGGGCCAGAACUGCCCUGCAGGCAAUUGCGCUCGGGCAACACGCGCGAGCACUGGUGGGCCGUAUGGAGCGGUCCGUGUGCCCCUCCAGCUUCUGCAGCAUCAUCGAAACACUCACGAACCCCUUGCUUUGGAGACAAGAGCUCCUCAAGUAUCAACAGGCUUGCAGGGAUACGCAAACCCACGCAUUGCAGCAGUGCCUCUUCAGUUGUGUCGACGAGGCCAAUGGCACUGACGAGAAGGGUGCAAAGCGUCCUUUUGACGAGCUGAGCAUGGGUACUGUCGAAGGCUUGAAGAAGAUUGCGAUGAAGGAAGCCACGUUCAAGAAGAUGGAACCGCUGAUUGACUGGAGCUUUUCCUUAGCAGACGGACAAUUCAACACGAGCGUCCAGGAGCUAUGCAGCGAGGACCUGGUGGAUGUGGUGUCGAUGAUCGAAGCAAAGGAGGCUCCGGUCGCGGUCGUCAAGGAGUUAUCUGAUGCCUUGGAUGCAGCCAUGUCGACAGAGGAGGCAGUGACAGCUGACGCAUCUUUCCUUCCUCGGCUUUCGUGGCGGCAGCUGGCACGAGUCAACUCUGAUGAGCUCGGGGGUGAUGGUGAAGCCACCAGAGAUGCUGUGACCAAAGAACGCGAGGAUGGUGAAGUCUGGCAGAAAGCGGUCGCGGUCCGCAGGUCGCUUGUGAACAUUGAAGGCGUCACAUCCUGGAAGACAGAUGCAGUCAACAAUGCCCUGGAGAAGGCCCGAGCAUCCGUCUUCUCAGGCGUCGUGAACGAGAAGCACGUUGGCAUCUUCUUGUCCGCGGACCUGUGCCUGGAGGUCAAAGGGGGCUGGGGCAGUACCCCUGUGGGCACUCAAGCACAGAUGGACUUCUUCAAGCUGCGUGUGACGAUUGCCCUUGAACUCAUGGCAAAGAUUCCCGGGUCCAUGUGCUUCUUCUUUGACGGUCGUAGCAAGGAUGCCAGACGUGCGUGUCCAGGCAUAUCAUAG
Symbiodinium necroappetens is the source of this 2103-nucleotide messenger RNA. The record is from the annotation of a GenBank genome assembly. Lineage: Eukaryota; Dinophyceae; Suessiales; Symbiodiniaceae.